CCUUCUGGAGGAGUUCCCACCUUCGGGCAUUCUUAGGUCUCUGGUCUUUCUCCAAUCCACAGUAGGCUCCCUGGUUUUAUAAAGCCUGAAGAGAGACGUGAGGGGUCCGAUGGCCCUUCACCUGCUGAGGUCUUCUGUGGUUGUAACCCUUCCUGCUUGUCACAGGAUUCAAGCCACUAAACCUCAGCUGUGCCCCGGAGUAGGACAAGGGGAACUGUAGAGUGGAGCAGAAGCCUGAGCCAGACCAGGAACCACUUCCUCUCCCAGGCCCCACCUCUGUUUUCCUUGGUGCCACAGACCACAGCUCUUCCUUCAGAGACAUGGCCCAGCUGGUGACAACGCAGGUGCUGUUCCUUCUGGUGGGGGUGGCCGCAGUAUGGACAGCGCGGCCCAGAACUGAGCUUCUCAAUGUCUGUAUGGACGCCAAGCACCACAAGGAAAAGCCAAGCCCGGAGGACGGGCUGCAUAAGCAGUGCAGCCCCUGGAAGAAGAAUUCCUGCUGCUUUGCCAACACCAGCCGGGAAGCCCAUAAGGAUAUUUCCUACCUGUACAGAUUUAACUGGAACCAUUGCGGAUCUAUGACACCUGCCUGCAAAAAGCACUUCAUCCAGGACACCUGCCUAUAUGAGUGUUCCCCCAACCUGGGGCCCUGGAUUCAGGAGGUAAAUCAGAGCUGGCGCAAGGAGCGCAUCCUGCAUGUGCCCCUGUGCAAAGAGGAUUGUGAGCAAUGGUGGCAGGACUGCCGCACCUCCUACACCUGCAAGAGCAACUGGCACAAGGGCUGGAACUGGACCUCAGGGUAUAACCAGUGUCCAGAGGGAGCUGCCUGCCACCCCUUCCAUUUCUACUUCCCCACAUCUGCUGCUCUGUGCAGUGAAAUCUGGAGUCACUCCUACAAAGUCAGCAACUACAGCCGAGGGAGCGGCCGCUGCAUCCAGAUGUGGUUUGACCCGGCCCAGGGCAACCCCAACGAGGAGGUGGCGAGGUUCUAUGCCAGGGCCAUGAGUGAGGCUACGCACUGUGUCCUUGGGCCUCCCUUGCUCAGCCUGGCCCUGAUGCUGCUCUGGCUACUUAGCUGAGCUCCUUUUAUCUCCUGAUACCUGCACAGCCCUGCUCUGUUUGGGCCCCACAGCUCCUAGCUAUUUACUUCCUGUUUGUUGGCCAAGGAAUAAACCAGGCAACCACCGUG
Molecule: messenger RNA, 1189 nt
Organism: Canis lupus familiaris (dog)
Lineage: Eukaryota; Metazoa; Chordata; Mammalia; Carnivora; Canidae
Product: folate receptor alpha
Exons: 6
Coding region: 321-1079 (252 amino acids)
Biological process (GO): fusion of sperm to egg plasma membrane involved in single fertilization; cell adhesion; sperm-egg recognition
Cellular component (GO): external side of plasma membrane
Molecular function (GO): signaling receptor activity
Source: RefSeq, a predicted model, not a curated record